Molecule: messenger RNA, 4366 nt
Organism: Danio rerio (zebrafish)
Lineage: Eukaryota; Metazoa; Chordata; Actinopteri; Cypriniformes; Danionidae
Source: RefSeq, a predicted model, not a curated record
CAACUACAGUUCACAGAUUUCAUUAAGACUUAGGUGAGUUAAUUGCUGUAUUGUUUUCUUCUUCUUUUAGGCUCUACUAUUAUUAUAAACUAACUUCCUUAAGUGACCUGUGUCGAACCAAGUGAUUGAGCGUGCAUUAUGAAAAAACAGUCGUAAAAUAGUAUUAACAAGGUUGUACUUUUACGAGCUGUCCAGCAUGGCUCUUGGGCAGCACACAGAACUUGCAACAAGUAUAACAGUUAGCAGCUUCAUCGCGUUUUUCAUUUUUUCUUCAGUAGUUUCCAGCGAUGACGCGCUUUAACGCUCUGCCCCAGAGAGUGUCCGGCGCUCAGAGCGUGUUCCCGCCCCUGCGGCGCGCCCACUCCCACUUCAAAGGCUUCCCUUCACUCUGAGCGCUGUGACGUCACUGAAACACGAGGCGCGCUCCAGCAGAAGAGGUGCGGGAGCGCAACAGGCGAGCGCACAUCUCGAGUUCACAAGCACAAUGACAACUUCCUGAUACAUCAACUAAAAGUUAAGCCGAACUCUUUGCACUUUUGUUUGAAGGCAGCGCUGGCUCUCUGCUGUUAUCUGCGUGUGGUGCUCUGACUGAUGACGAGAUGAUUUCAUCACAACUCACUGGAGAUUUGCUGAAGUGGACAUCUGGAUUUGGGAUCCUGUGGUACCUGUUGAUUCUGUGCGAUUGCUACAAUCUGGAUGUGGAGCAUCCUUUAGUUUUUAACGGACCAAACGGAUCAUUAUUCGGAUACUCUGUUCUGCUUCACCAGCAUAAUGAGAACACAUGGUUGUUAGUUGGAGCGCCUGUGGCCAAUUCCAGCUUUUAUCCUAAUAUCAAAAGUCCUGGAGCCAUCUACAACUGCAGUAUGUUGAACAGCCAGUGUGAGCAGCUCCCUGUUGGAGGUGUGCAGCGCUGUGGAAGACACUGUUUGGCAGAGAAUGAUAACCAGUGGCUGGGUGUGAGUUUGUCCCGGCAGGCCUCAAAAGGCCAUGUUUUGGCAUGUGGACAUCGAUGGAAGAAUGUUUUCUACUCCAGUAAAGACAAUCAGAACAAGCUGCCGCAUGGUGUUUGCUUCAGAUUCAGCCCAGAUUUGAAACACGCCAGUCAUAUUAUCCCCUGCUAUAAAGAUCAUCAAAGAAGGUUUGGUGAGGGUUAUGGGUCAUGCCAAGCAGGAAUAUCAAACUCAUUCACAGAGGAUUUAAUGGUUAUGGGAGCUCCUGGUACCUCAUACUGGACUGGAUCUGUUCUGGUCGUCAACACAACAAGCAACAUAUCAGCUGCUUAUGUGGAUGAUGACAGUGAUGUUCUCUAUGGCAGUUAUUUAGGUUACUCUGUUAGUGCUGGACACUUUCUAGAUCCUCAAAGCACUGAGAUAGUCGGUGGUGCUCCUCAGCAUGAACAGACUGGUAAAGCCUACAUAUUUAGGAUUGAGGGCAACACUUUGAAAAUUGUUAACAAAACCAAGGGCAAGACGCUUGGCUCUUAUUAUGGGGCGAGUGUUUGUGCUGUCGACCUGAACGCAGAUGGACUGUCUGAUCUGUUGGUUGGAGCGCCAAUGUUCAGCUCAGUGCGGGAAGAGGGACGCGUGUAUGUUUACAUCAACCAGGGAGAGGCUGAACUGAAGGAGGCUGACUUUGAGUUAGUCGGCAGUGACUCUUAUGCCGCACGAUUUGGAGAAACCAUCAUAAACCUCGGUGAUAUUGAUGAUGAUGGAUAUCCAGAUGUGGCCAUCGGAGCCCCUCAAGAGGACGAUCUGCGUGGUGCUAUAUAUAUCUACAAUGGCAGAAGGAGUGGCAUUGCACGGAGUUUCUCUCAAAGAAUAACAGGCUCAUUGUUGGGAAACAACUUCAGGAUGUUUGGUCAAUCAGUGUCUGGAGGAGUGGAUAUUGAUAGCAACAAUUACCCAGAUGUUGCAGUGGGAGCUUUCCUGUCAGACUCAGCUGUGGUGUUCAGGACUCGUCCAGUGGUGAAGGUGGAUGCUGUUAUGUUGUUGCCUGAGAGCUUGAAUCGUUCUGUAGCCCAGUGCACUGAAAACGGCCAGCCUGCUGUCUGCAUCAAAGUCAGGGUGUGCUUUAGGGUCAGAGGAAAACAAAUCCCCGGAAACAUAGAGCUGAAGUACAACCUUACAGCUGAUGUUCACCACAAAGAAGGCUUCCCUUCUCGAUUUUAUUUCAGUGGAAACGGAACAUCUAACGUAACAGCAGGCAGAGUAAAGGCCAAGCAUGAGCAGCUCACCUGCGUGUUUCACCAGGCCUUCAUGAAGAAAGAUGUUCGUGAUAUCUUCACACCCAUUCAUUUUGAGGUCAAAUAUGAACUUGGAGAGCAUCGUGUGGUGCAGAGAGACUUGGGUGAUUUGCCUGCCCUUAAACCCAUUUUACAGCAGAAGGAUGAACUGGACAAUGUCAUCAAAAACAAGACCAUCUUUGCUAGAUACUGCUCCUGGGAAAACUGCUCAACCAACCUACAGGUUUCUGCUCGUUUGGUUUUACCACAGUCCUACAAUAAAAUGCCAUAUUUUGCUCUAGGUAAUGGCAAAAGCAUCAUGUUAAACACCACACUGCUCAACACUGGAGAUGAUGCUUUUCUCCCCAAACUUCACUUAAGAUUCCCCAGCAAUCUGCAUUUCAUCAAAGUGCUGGAGGAGGACAAACUCGUCAGCUGUGAAAUUGUAGAAGAGAAUAAACUGGCAAUUGGACUGGACUGCAGUGUUGGGAAUUUAUACAUGCCUCCUUUCUCAAAGCUCAACAUCACCUUUUUACUCGAUGUGAUGCAGAACAGCAGUGCGGGAGACCUUACUGUUAACAUUAACGCUACGAGUGAGAACUUUGAGAACGCAGAUCUUCAGCAUGACAACGUGGCUGCUCUUACAUUGCCUUUGAGAUACGCAGUUGAUAUGAAUGUUCACGGAUUUGUCUCUCCGAAUUUAUUUAUCAUUGGAGAAGAGGAGUCUGUGCCGGUCGACUGCUAUCCCGAGAAGUUCAAUUAUACGUACAAGGUGAUGAAUAUUGGUCCUAGUAAAGCUCGUGAUGCGAGAGUGAAGAUCAGCUUGCCUCUGAUGCUGGUGCUGUACAAACACCAGUUAAUCAGGAUUACAGAUAUACAGUCAACUCUUGGCCAUUGCUUCCAGAGGAACAAUACUAUUCACAUCAUUGAUGACUGUGAUGUUCCGGAAGCGUCUGUCAUUCAGGAACUUGUGUUCUUUUUCUCCCCAAAAAGCAAACGCAUAAUGUUCUGUGGUCCUGAAGAUCAGACCUGUAGGACUGUGGAAUGCCGCUUCGGGGAUCUGGAGGCUGGAAAGGAGGUGACCAUCAACAUGGAGGUGGAGCUCAAUCCCAGGGUUCUCCAGAUGAGUCCGGGCAGACACGCUGUCAUGAUGAUUCAUGGAUCCAUUGACCUUAUUUCACCAGUGAGGGAUGCAAACACCUUCUUACUACAGGAUGACGUUUCUGCUAGAGUGAUGGUGGAGGCUUUGUACACCCAUAAUCCUGGGCCAGUUGUGCGCAUAUUUAUUAUAGUAUCUAGUCUGAUCGUUGGACUGAUCAUUUUUGGACUGCUUGUUCUUACUUUAUGGAAGCUUGGAUUCUUCAAACGGACAUUGAAGGAGAAGUUUCGACGGGACAGUUGGGACUAUGUGCCCAAGCAUGAAAGCGUAUCAUAAUAGAGGAUUUACACCACAUUCAAAAGCAGUCAUUAUGGAAAGGUCUGAAGCUCUUCUGACUCAUGACAACCUGCAGCCAUUGACUGUAACGGCUGGGAAACCUUCAUCACAGAGCCCUGAAGAGAAUCUGCUUUUUUUGGUCAGCAGGAUAAAGGCAAUGCACUUUAAAGUAUGGAUCAUACUACAUGUGCUCACUGAAUCACUCCGGGACGUCGAGCCCAAUGGAGAAAAAAAAAAAAGUUUUCAGAAUGUACUGUCGCUAUAGAAUAUUACGGCUCCGUUCCAAAACCUAGUGUGCUGCCUAAGUAGGGAGCAUUAUUAAAGCGUGAAGGCAUAAAUAUGCAAUCUUCUUGAGAGAUUAUAGGUAGGCUUUAUACCAUUAUUAAAAUGUUUAUUAAUGGCCAUUCAGUUUCACAAGUUUACAAUAAUAUUUUUAGCAACUUAAUCUUUAGAUUUAGUGGCUCAUUCAACCCCGGCUCAUUCUGAAAACAUACAGCUUUAUACAUUUCUGAAGAGUGCCAAAUAUGUCAUUUGUUACAUUUGUACAAAGUACAUUUCAUUUAGCAGUUUCUGGUGUUGUAAAUCCAAUAGAGGCCGCUGUGUACGCUUUUUAAGAUCUCAGAUAUCUUUCUCGAGUGUCAUUCGUGCCUGCUGUUCUCGGGUAAAUCCACCAGAGGCUGCUGUCGAAUGACUGACUGACCGAUCGACUG